UUGAGUGAUUUCAAUUUCCAGAUCGUGCACUUGCUGCUCUCUCGUCCGAGGAUCCACAUCGACGCUAGAAACUCGGAGGGAAAUACACCGCUAUUUGUCGCGUGCGAGGAGGGUCGCGAAGAUGCAGCUAUCGCUUUGGUGCGAAAAGGAGCCGAUAUGAAGCUGAAGAACAAGGAAGAGAAGUGCCCUGUGGAUGUUAUUCAAACGAGUGAUCUGUUAAUAAAGCUGCGUAAUGCUGAGAAAGCAGCGCAAGCGAUGCAACACUGA
Cooperia oncophora is the source of this 267-nucleotide messenger RNA. Lineage: Eukaryota; Metazoa; Nematoda; Chromadorea; Rhabditida; Trichostrongylidae. The record is from the annotation of a GenBank genome assembly.